Molecule: messenger RNA, 2812 nt
Organism: Dromaius novaehollandiae (emu)
Lineage: Eukaryota; Metazoa; Chordata; Aves; Casuariiformes; Dromaiidae
Gene: HCK
Product: HCK proto-oncogene, Src family tyrosine kinase
Exons: 13
Coding region: 87-1595 (502 amino acids)
Biological process (GO): protein phosphorylation; cell differentiation; innate immune response
Cellular component (GO): extrinsic component of cytoplasmic side of plasma membrane
Molecular function (GO): non-membrane spanning protein tyrosine kinase activity; signaling receptor binding; ATP binding
Source: RefSeq, a predicted model, not a curated record
GCGCCGGGCGCUCACACCGGGAGCACGCAGCGGCGGCGGCGGCGGGUGCCCCGGACCGGGACGGUGCCCGGGACGGCGGCUGGAGGAUGGGUUGCGUGAAGUCCAAGGCAGCCGGCGUCCAGGAGAAGGGAGCGGAAGCGGACCCGGGCCCCGCUCUGCAGCAGGGCCACUACGUGAGGGACCCCACGGCCGCCAGCAAGCCGGGCAACGACGCUCCCGGCGCGGCGGUGCCCCAGCCCGCGGAUGGCGACGCCGUGGUCCUGGCGCUCUACGACUACGAGGCGACGCACGCCGAGGACCUCAGCUUCCGCAAGGGAGAGCGGCUCCGCGUCCUGGAGGAGUCGGGAGAGUGGUGGAGAGCCCAGUCGCUGGCCACGGGGCACCAGGGCUUCAUCCCCAGCAACUACGUCGCCCGAGCGGACUCGCUGGAGACGGAGGAGUGGUUUUUCAAGGGCCUCAGCCGGAAGGACGCCGAGCGGCAGCUCCUCGGCCCCGGGAACGCGAUCGGAUCCUUCCUGAUCCGGGACAGCGAGACGACCAGAGGCUGCUACUCGCUGUCGGUGCGGGACGGGGACGACGGGACGGGCGGCGCCGUGAAGCACUACAAGAUCCGGACGCUGGAUAGCGGCGGCUUCUACAUCUCCCCGCGGAGCAGCUUCGAGACGCUGCAGGCGCUGGUGGAGCACUACCGGGGCCAGAGCGACGGGCUGUGCCAGAGGCUGGCGCGGCCCUGCAGCGCCCCGAAGCCGCGGAAGCCCUGGGAGAAAGACGCCUGGGAGAUUCCUCGGGAGUCGCUGAAGAUGGAGAAGAAGCUGGGAGCCGGGCAGUUCGGGGAGGUGUGGAUAGCCACCUACAACAAGCACACCAAGGUGGCGGUGAAGACCAUGAAGCCGGGCAGCAUGUCGGCGGCCGCCUUCCUGGCGGAGGCAGAGCUCAUGAAGACGCUGCAGCACGACAAGCUGGUGAGGCUGCACGCCGUGGUCACCCGCGAGGAGCCCAUCUUCAUCAUCACCGAGCUCAUGGAGAAAGGGAGCUUGCUGGACUUCCUCAAGAGCAACGAGGGGCGCAAGCAGCCGCUGCCGAAGCUGAUCGACUUCUCCGCCCAGAUUGCAGAAGGAAUGGCUUUUAUUGAGAAGAGGAACUACAUCCACAGAGACUUGAGAGCUGCCAACAUUUUAGUCUCAGCAACGCUGGUGUGCAAGAUUGCGGACUUUGGCCUGGCCAGAAUCAUCGAGGACGAUGAGUACACGGCCCGGGAAGGUGCCAAGUUUCCCAUCAAAUGGACUGCCCCAGAAGCCAUCAACUACGGAUCUUUCACUAUCAAGUCAGAUGUCUGGUCCUUUGGGAUCCUCCUGACCGAGAUCAUUACCUAUGGGCGCAUCCCAUACCCAGGGAUGUCAAGCGUGGAGGUGAUCAGGGCCCUGGAUCGCGGGUACCGGAUGCCGCGCACCGAGAACUGCCCCGAGGAGCUGUAUGACAUUAUGAUGAGGUGCUGGAAGACUAAACCAGAGGAUCGUCCUACCUUCGAGUACACACAGAGCAUUUUGGAGGAUUUCUUUACUGCAACAGAGAGCCAGUAUCAGCAGCAGCCAUAAUGCCGAGAGCUCGGUGACAGCAGCAGAGACCUGUGCACUGCACGUGCUGCACCACCGGCAACACCCGUGCGCACACUGUUCUUACCUGUCCUGUUCCCGGUGUUCCUGCACUCACCUUCCUCAGCUUUCAGCCCAGAAACCAAAGCCUUCCUGACGUGGCUUCGUUGGACCUGGGGGCUGGAUGAACCAGCGUCCGGGUCGGCCUCCCUGGGCUGUGCGACCGACGCACUAGCUGAGCGUGGUCGUUCCUUGUGCCUCCCGCAGACACAAUUCCGCUGGGAAAGACCUGCUCCAGGAAGCACUUGGUGGAUGGUGUUUAACUGGGGUUGUAGCGCAACGCAAGGAGGGCCCGUGGCAUGCUACUUCAGAUAAGAGAGAGAAAGGAAAAAACAGAGUUUUUUGAUUCUUUAGAGAUCUUAUCCUGCCAGUUUGCAGAAGUAGCUACUUCACCUGCGAUGUGCUGGCUGCAGCGGCAUUGCCUUCCAGCGAGCCUCUGCUGCGCGGGGCUGAGCACCGGCCCUUCGCGGCCCCUUGCGCUGGGGUGGACGCUCGGCCUUGGUGAGACCCCGGCACGUUUCUGCCUGGGCGUACCUGCACUUUUGCACUCUUCUCAUCGCCUCAGGAGCCUUUUUUGAAUGCCAAGUGUCACAGACGCGUGCUUCUCUCAAAGCCCGCCUGGGCCUCCUUUCCGAGUACUUCUCCUGGUGCUUCUUCAUCCGUGGUGGACAGCGCGUACCUUCGGAAGGGAAGGGAUACGGCGCUCGGUAACAUAAAUCAGCGCAGUGAUGCUGCCGCUCGCGUCGGGCGAAGGGCCAGAGCCGUUCCUGCAGCCGUGCCGCCGGGGUCCGCAGCCGCGGCAGGACAAGGACGGGCGCCCCUCACCUCCGGCGUCCCCCCGCGGUGGCAGCGCUGGCCCCUUCCCGCCCUGCCAAACCACCUCUGCAACUUAAUGCAAACAAAGGAGUACAAAUUAUCAGCAAUGAGCCACGCGUUUCUUGCACACCUCUUUCACAUCCUUGUUUUUAGUAUUUAAUGAUGGGUUAUUGGGGACAGGGGACUAGAGGAAGUAAAUUAGUUUUUUAAAAGACUGGCCAGCAUUUCUUACAAAAAUGAGCUUCCAUUUUUCCUCGUAUAAGGAGACACCGUCGUAGCUUACGAGCUUUUAUUUUUAGCUGUGAGAAAUUUAUUUUCCUAGUCAAUAAAACACUGUAAAUGUC